GCCACUGCACAGCACUGAUCAGCUCGCUGUACAACUCCUGCUUGUCUACACCAAACAGGAGAGACAGGGAGAGAAAAGACAAAGACAAGAUAUACACUAGUGCGGAAAAAUCUUGUGCUUUACCUGACUGACCGUCAUUAACUUCAGAAAAACUGGACUUAGACAUAGUGGGACAGAAGUUCGAGGAAAAAUAUUUGAAGGAUGCAGGAUGGGAGCUGGAAUGACACACUCCCCCGUGCAGUGCUUCUAAAGGAAGCGUGUCCUCCAGGGGGUGUGUCUCAGGAUGGGGACAGGGACGUGUUCUUGGAGGCAUCUUCAGAUGGAAAAGUGUACCUGGCAGAGUUUGAAGGGGGGGACGGGGACUUUUUGGAACUCUCUGCCUUCCUAAGUCAGGAUGAGAUUAACCGCAGUCUGGACCUGGCUCGAGAAGCCAUGAGUGACGCAGGUGAUCCCUGUGAUUUCUCUGAUGUGCCCGUUCCUGCAUCUUUACCCAAAGAAUUUGAGCCAGCACUCCACUCCCCACCCUCUUCCCUGAACUCCACCCCUCAGCAUUUAACUGCAACAGAGAAUCCACCUCUUCAUUUGCAAACCAAAGGCAGCACGCUACACAAUUCUGUUGCAAUGGCUUCAUCAAAUCCAGCUGAAGCUACAUCUGUCAAGGUUACAUCCAGUCAGAGCGUUCAGCUCAACAAACCCGAACCCCCACCCCACCCCAAGCCUAGUGUGCCCAUGUACAAGCAGGAGCGUCCCCGGUUGGUCCAUGGAGGUCUGGAGGUCAAUGAGCGAGCGGCUUCUACCACUGAGUUCUGCAGCCGGGCUGCCACCUUCAUUGAGGAGCUUUCCUCUAUUUUUAAAGGGUCGAGCCGUUUUGAUCACCAGGAAGAUGAUGACUCCUCCUCACCCGACAGUGGCUACCGGUCUCCAAAGAGCCACAAACUGGCAAUGCAGCAAGCUCAGUCCUCUUCAUCAUCUGCAUCUUUUUCUCCAGAAGUGCCCCAAUCAGCUGGUCUUGAAGGCAAACCUGAGAUAGAGUCGGAAAUAGACGGGAACGAGCACCAGGUUGGUGAGAUCAGCACGGAUGGAUCAAUGGCACCUCCUCGAUUCACUCAGAAGCUUAAGAGCCAAGAGGUAGCGGAGGGAAGUCCCAUCACUCUAGAAUGCAGGGUGACGGGAAACCCCCAGCCUUUGGUCAGGUGGUUCUGUGAGGGCCGCGAGCUGCAUCACUGUCCUGAUAUUCAGAUCUGCCAGACUGGUGACCUGCACACGCUGGUGAUUGCAGAGGCUUUCGAGGACGACACGGGCAGGUACACCUGCGUAGCGUCCAACGCUUUGGGAGCAGACAACACCUCUGCCGAGGUCUACAUCGAGGGAGCCUCGUCUUCAGACUCAGAGGGGGAAGGAUCUGCUUCCAGAUCCAAGUCAGGAGCCAUGCCACAGGCUCAGAAGAAAACAGCGUCGGUGUCCUUAACCAUUCGCACUUCUUCACCGAAAAGCCCUGAUAAACCGUCCCUCCGCUCCACACUGCUCCAGCCACUGUCACAGAGAGUUCAGAGUCCUGUCUCCCCACAGUACACUACUGAUGGACCUCACUCAGGGCCCCCAACCUUCACCAAGUUAUUGCAGGAUGCUCAGGCGUGUGAGGGGCAGCUGGUGGUUCUGGAGUGCAGGGUGAAGGGAAACCUGCCGCUCCGGGUUCAGUGGUUCCGGCAAGGUCAUGAGAUCCAGGACUCGCCUGAUUUCCGCAUCCUCCAAAAAAAACCCAGAUCUGCAGCAGAGCCCGAAGAGAUCUGCACUCUGGUGAUAGCCGAAGUUUUCCCUGAAGACGGAGGCCUGUUCUCCUGCAGUGCCACAAACCAGUAUGGCUCCAUCAGCUGCAGCGCCCAGCUCACCAUCCUGCCAGUGUCUGAAGACUCCCCCAGAAACGGCGUCCCCAGAGACGACAGUGUCUUCGAGGACAAUCGAUCGUUCCCACCUCCACCUCCACCCACUGAAAUCAGCCUCCUAGAGGUCCCACCCAAAACACCGCCCAGUGCAGAGGCCUUCCAAAUAAAUGAGCUAGACAUUUGGCCGAGUGUUCAGGCUGCCACUAAUGUUGAGCCCCAUUCGAACGGGGCAUUUUCCAGCAGCAAUAUCCCCAGACCCCAAUCAGCAGCGAGUAUGAAGGAGACUCCAUCACUUGCUGGAGAAGCUGCAUCUCCUCCACCACCAUCUCCAGCUAAAGAGGGUCCUCCUGUUCCCAUUAAACCCAAACCCAGACUGAACGCAGAACAAUUGAAGCAGCUCCACGAUCAGGUCCUACUAGAGCAGCAGGAAGCAGCUAAGUGGCAACAGCAACAGCCCGAGCAAAAAGCCCUGCCCCUUCCUCAGCAGCAACUACCCCAGGACAUCCCGCCUCCAUCCCCGCCUCUUCCUCCUCCUCCCUCCUUCCAGGAGCUGGAGUGCAGCACCAUGCAGACGAGCACCUUCAACUAUGCUCGGCCCAAGCAAUUCAUCGCCGCCCAAUCUCCCAGCAGCCCCGGUGCCGGGUCGCUGAGCUACUCCACCCAGUCCUCGACCUCCUCAAGCUCCAGCCUGACAUCUCCACUCUCGCCCUCCGCUACCCAUAAACCGUUUGGCCGUGUCACCCUGCCGCCUUUCCAGGCGUUGCCUAAAGGAGGCAGCAUGGAGUCACCAGGCUCUCCUUCGUUUCCUCCACCUCCUCCACCCUUCCUCAGCUCUAGCACAGUCACCUCUCCCUGUAGCCCAGCGCAGGAUUUCCCCCCGCCGCCACCUCCACCCCCGCCUCCCGUCACCACAAGUCCCACCCACUCAGACAGCUCAUCUCCCUUCUCACCCAAGACCCAAUCACCUGCUGGGUUUCUGGUGUCGGUGCUGCCAGCCACACCCCCUGCACCACCUGUUAAUGCGCUGGGGCUGCCCAAAGGAAACGGCACAGUUGGGUUCCUGCGUAAGAACACCCGCACACCACACACACGGAUCGUAAGCGACUCCGAGAUCCAGGACUCCAAAGAUGCCGUCAUUCAGGACUUGGAAAGGAAGCUGCGCUUUAAAGAGGAACGCAUCAGCAACGGCCAACAGAGGUUAACCUAUGAAGAGAAGAUGGCUCGCAGGCUUCUGGGGGCUGACAAUGCAGCCACAGUGUUUAACACACAGCCAGCAGAGGAGGAGCCCGCCACACAGGAAAGCCCUUCAGCAGAUUCAGAAUUUGUCCCUCAAAAGGAAUACAAGGUGUCAAGCUUCGAGCAGCGACUGAUCAGCGAGAUCGAGUUUCGGCUGGAGCGCUCCCCGGUGGAGGAGAGCGAUGAUGACGUCCAGCAUGACGAGAGCCUUCUGGGAGACUGUGUGGCACCUUUCUUCGACCAGAAACUCAAACAUUUCAAAGUUUUCGAGGGCAUGCCAGUGACCUUCAGCUGCAAGAUCAUCGGAGACCCUAAGCCAAAGGUGUACUGGUUUAAAGAUGGAAAACAGAUCUCCAAACGGAGCGAGCACUACCGCAUUAGCCGGGAUCCGGACGGGACGUGCUACCUGCACACAGCUGCCGCCUCUCUGGACGACGAUGGCAACUACACCAUCAUGGCCGGCAACCCUGGGGGCAGGGUGAGCUGCACCGGCAGGAUGAUGGUGCAGGCGGUAAACCAGAGGGGGCGGAGCCAGCGCUCUACACCUGGCCACAUCCGCAGACCCCGCUCCAGAUCCAGGGAUGGCGGCGAGGAGAGCGAGAGCAUUCAGGAGCGUCACUUCCGCCCCCAUUUCCUGCAAGCCCCAGGUGAUCUGAUUGUGCAGGAGGGGAGACUCUGCCGCAUGGACUGCAAGGUAAGUGGGUUACCCACGCCCGAUCUGAUCUGGCAGCUGAAUGGCCACACCAUUCGUCCAGAUUCCUCCCAUAAAAUGCUGGUGCGAGAGAACGGAGUCCAUUCGUUGGUGAUCGAGCCUGUGACCAGCAGAGACGCCGGAGUUUACACAUGCAUCGCCAGCAACCGGGCCGGACAGAACUCCUUCAACCUGGAGCUGAUUGUUGCUGCUAAAGAGAUGCACAAAGCUCCCUCCUUCAUCGACAAGCUCCAGAACACGAGCGUCGCCGAGGGCUAUCCUGUGCGCCUGGAAUGCCGUGUGUCCGGGGUCCCUUUCCCUCAGAUUUUUUGGAAGAGGGAGAACGAGUCCAUCACUCACAACACAGACAGAAUAAGCAUGCACCAGGACAACUUUGGCUAUCUGUGCAUGAUUAUUCAGCCAGCUCUGAAGGAGGAUGCAGGCUGGUACACGGUUUCAGCCAAGAACGAAGCAGGCAUCAUCUCCACUACAGCACGACUCGAUGUUCACCACCAGUAUCAGCAGACACACACCCCGAAGCCCAAGAAAGUGCGACCUUCGACCAGCCGCUACGCCGCUCUGACCGAGCGCGGCCUGGACGUCAAGGCGGCCUUCUUCCCAGACUCCAGCCCCCUGCCCCCUGGCACCCUGGUGGAGAGUGAUGACCUGUAGAGGCUUGCUCAGGUUUGACGCUAUGAACCCUGACCCUUGACCAGAGUGCCAAUGUUUCAAAAACAGACACCAUCAUGGCCUUGCCAGAGGAGCCUUAAUAAACCUGUCGACUGUUCUCAGCUGUUUGAAGCUGAGCCGAAGAAAAAUUAAUCAGAAAAAUAUGUAUAUUUAAAAAGAAUUUUUUAGAAAUAAUAAAAAAAAAAGUUACAGAUUUGAAAGAUUUGUGAGUGGGAGAAGAUAGAACGUUAGGAAGUGUGAUAGGCACUGAAGUGAUGUCAUAUCCUCAUACACAGACACACACACGAACACAAAUUCAUAUCAAGCUGAUGAUUAAAAUGCUUACAGCAGAAAAUAAUUGGAUUCAUUUUAGACCUCUUUUUGUGCAUGUGUUACUCUGGCGCCAGCGUGUAGGACGUGAUACUCAGUGCCUUAGUCUCUUAGCCGGACGUCUGUUCAUGUUGUAGCAGAUCGAGUUUUCAGUUAUGGGGCGGUGUUUCUAGCGAGGUCUAAGUGUUAGGUUUCUAUUAGUGUUCUUUCCUAAUUGUAUAAACUGCGUGUAGAGAUCCUGACUACGCUAGCACAGAUAUCCACCAAGUCUGGACGCCGUAGAUAUUGCACAAGGCCGGGCCUUAUCUUAUUUUGAUUUGAUUUUAUUAUUUUUAGUCUUUCUCUAUCUUGUGUUUUGGUUAAAGGGAGGUUGGUGCUGAACUGGGUAACGAGACUGAUGAUUUUCAGAAAGACACUCUUGCGUGACCGGGAGGUGGCGGUGCGGUGCGGUGCACUCGCGUGAUGUGCGUCUGCUGUGUAGAGAUGACACCGCCACUUUAAACAGAAAGAACGGAUGUGCAGAAAGGUCAGGGGGAAAACUGAAAGAAUUUACAUAAUCGAAUUUAGCAAUGCAAUGGAUAUGAUAAUGCUAACUGUUUUUUUUUUUCCAUACAAACACACAAGUCAUAACACCAGCAGAAGUGUUUUUACCCCUUAAACAAAACUGUGUUGAUUUUCAUACGAGGACGAGGGAAACGAGUGAAGUAAAAUAUUUAUAGGAUCCAGAUGCAGACCUUAAAUUAUAUUAGUGAUUUUCUCAUGGCUUUACGCCCAGUCUUUAUUUAACUAUAUAUUUACCACCGUUCUAAUUAUUAACACUUUUUUUCUUCUUCUUCUUCUUCUUCAUAUUCAUAUAUACAGUAUAUGCACACAUAUUCAACUCUGGUACUUGUAUUACAUUACAAUAUUUUACUUAACUAGAGUCAAGGGUAGCUGGAUUGCACAAAUGUAAAGCUUGCAGAAGUAUAGCUAGACAUAGACUUCGGCUUCUUCACAUGCACUCACUCAACUCCUUACAAUAUCUUCUGUUCUUUUUUUUUCUUUCGCUGUCUGAACACAAUACAUACUUAAGGAUUGAUGGAAGAUUUUUUUUCCCUUUUAGUUCCAAGUUGAUAUGCCUGUAUAUGAAAUGUUCUUCUGUUUUUGGUUUAUGAACCAUAUAAAUAAAAAUAUCUGGAAAUACUA
Messenger RNA from Clarias gariepinus (North African catfish), 5994 nucleotides. It is a transcript of the gene palld, whose product is annotated as palladin, cytoskeletal associated protein. The transcript has 22 exons. The record is from RefSeq and is a predicted model, not a curated record. Lineage: Eukaryota; Metazoa; Chordata; Actinopteri; Siluriformes; Clariidae. The coding region runs from base 202 to 4482 and encodes 1426 amino acids.